Messenger RNA from Pteronotus mesoamericanus, 2614 nucleotides. RefSeq names its product serine palmitoyltransferase long chain base subunit 1 (gene SPTLC1). The transcript is spliced from 15 exons. Gene Ontology annotation, molecular function: serine C-palmitoyltransferase activity; pyridoxal phosphate binding. The record is from RefSeq and is a predicted model, not a curated record. Gene Ontology annotation, biological process: ceramide biosynthetic process; sphingosine biosynthetic process. NCBI's taxonomy places the organism in Eukaryota, Metazoa, Chordata, Mammalia, Chiroptera, Mormoopidae. Gene Ontology annotation, cellular component: endoplasmic reticulum. Bases 75 to 1496 code for a protein of 473 amino acids.
CAGGAGCUAAUACGUCAAUAGGCCGCGCCUCGGACUGAAACUCGCCUUCCGGAAGGAAGCCCGAGAGGCUGAUUAUGGCGACCACCGCCGAGCAGUGGGUGCUGGUGGAGAUGGUACAGGCGCUAUACGAGGCUCCUGCUUACCAUCUUAUCUUGGAAGGAAUUCUAAUACUCUGGAUAAUCAGACUUCUUUUCUCUAAAACUUACAAACUGCAAGAACGAUCUGAUCUUACAGUCAAGGAAAAAGAAGAAUUGAUCGAAGAGUGGCAACCAGAACCUCUUGUUCCUCCUAUCUCAAAAGACCAUCCUGCUCUCAACUACAACAUUGUUUCAGGCCCUCCAAGCCACAACAUCAUAGUGAAUGGAAAAGAAUGUAUCAACUUUGCCUCAUUUAAUUUUCUUGGAUUGUUGGAUAACCCUAGGGUCAAGGCAGCAGCUUUGGCAUCUCUAAAGAAGUACGGUGUGGGGACUUGUGGACCUAGAGGAUUUUAUGGCACAUUUGAUGUGCACUUGGAUUUGGAAGACCGUCUAGCAAAAUUUAUGAAGACAGAAGAAGCCAUAAUCUACUCAUAUGGAUUUGCUACCAUAGCCAGUGCUAUUCCUGCUUACUCUAAGAGAGGAGACAUUGUGUUUGUAGAUAGAGCUGCCUGCUUUGCUAUUCAGAAAGGAUUACAGGCAUCACGUAGUGACAUUAAGUUAUUUGAGCAUAAUGAUAUGGCUGACCUGGAGCGACUGCUAAAAGAACAAGAGAUCGAAGAUCAAAAGAACCCUCGCAAGGCUCGUGUAACUCGACGUUUCAUUGUAGUUGAAGGGUUGUAUAUGAAUACUGGAACUAUUUGUCCUCUUCCAGAAUUGGUUAAUUUAAAAUACAAAUACAAAGCCAGGAUCUUUCUGGAAGAAAGCCUUUCGUUUGGAGUCCUGGGGGAGCAUGGCCGAGGAGUCACUGAACAUUUUGGAAUCAAUAUCGAUGAUAUUGAUCUUAUUAGCGCCAACAUGGAGAAUUCGCUUGCUUCUAUUGGGGGUUUCUGCUGUGGCAGGUCUUUUGUAAUUGACCAUCAGAGACUUUCUGGCCAGGGAUACUGCUUUUCAGCUUCGUUACCUCCCCUAUUAGCUGCUGCCGCGAUCGAGGCCCUCAACAUCAUGGAAGAGAAUCCAGGUAUUUUUGCAGUGUUGAAAGAAAAGUGCAAACGAAUUCAUAAAGCUUUACAAGGCAUUUCUGGGUUAAAAGUGGUUGGGGAGGCACUGUCUCCAGCUUUUCACCUGCAGCUGCAAGAGAGCACUGGGUCACGAGAAAAUGAUGUGAAACUACUUCAGGAAAUUGUAAAUCAAUGCAUGAACAGAAGCAUCGCAUUAACUCAGGCACGCUACUUGGAGAAAGAAGAGAAGUGCCUCCCUCCUCCAAGCAUUAGGGUUGUGGUCACAGUGGAACAAACAGAAGAGGAGCUGGAGAAAGCCGCAUCCACGAUCAAGGAGGUGGCCCAGGCUGUCCUGCUGUAGUCCGUUGCAGGGCCUGGUGGCCACUGCAUGACAUACACAGGCCUCAGUGGUGCUGGGAGGGAGCAGCAAGAGGCCCUUCGCACUCCUGACACUGCUGUUGAAGCUGCAGCAGGUGUGCGCUCAGUGUGUGCCCAUAAGCCCGAUGCUGGUUAUUUCUACAAAGAAAACAUCUCAAAGCCCGAGAACUGAUUUUUUUUUUUUUUUUUUAAAGAAAACUAUUGACAGCAUAUAACUGGUAUUUAAAUUGUGCUGUUUAUUUAGUACUACUUAAGUGUUUUAUUAUACUAGUAGUUUAUAUUCUUUUUUGUUGUCACUGUUUAAAAAUGGAGCUUCAGUUUUUCUUCUCUCCUUUGUACUGGUGAAGAUUCUGUAAGCACUCUUUAAGACUUCAUAGAAAAAUGUCUGCAAUAUGUAUGUAUCCUUGAAGAUUUCAUUCAACUCUGUCUUUUCUAGUCUUCAUCCUGUGAAGCUCAGCAGUGGCUAACAUAUAAAGGAAUACUUUUUGUGCAGUUAUCAUAAACUUUUCAUUCUAUAUGAAUCUAGAAUUUUUAUAAACACUAAACACUGCUGUUACAUCAUUUUGGACAGCUAAUUUGAGAAUCUCUAACCAGAGAAUAGUCAUAAUACUUUCUAAGUGAGCAAUAAUUUAAAGCAGAUAUUAUUUUAUUUUACUAGAAUUUACCUUUCCAUUUAUUAUAUGUAGACCUAAUCUUUUAGGAAGAGGGUAGUUGUGAUGAUCCUAAAAUAUAAAUUAUGUCCUCACUGUUUUUUAACACCUUCAGUGUAUUCCUUUUUUGUAUAGUGGGUUUGCCUUUGUAUAGGGACAUGUAACUAUAGACUUUUUAUAAGCUAAGGGAAAUGAGAAGUUGUUUUCUUUUCAGCUUAUUAAUUCCAAAUAUUCAAAAAUGAUGUAAGUUCUAAAAAUAAAAUGUUUAAGCUGUACUUCAGCUGUGUUUUUUCCUUAGCAAACCAAGUUAGGUGGUAUAAAUGUGUGUGAUGUUCCACACAUGUUGCAUAAAUUUACACCAUUAUUUUUUCUCUUAUUAAAGGUAAAGGAAUGGAAUUGUAAAAAUAUCAAUUUUAUAAUUUAUGUUCACAAUCCUUUUAAAUCACACAUU